AGGGAACUCAUAAGGGCGAGAACUGUGAGAGGGGUACAAUCACAAGAGCACAGUAGUAAACUAGUUUUGGGGCGCUGGUGGAAAAUUUGCCUUGUAUCAUCGACUUUCAGACCUUCCAGCUUCUGACAUUCUUAAAGCACCAUACAAAAUGUCAGGCGAAGAAGAGCUUUCUAUGGAGACAAGUAGGCCUACUGUUCCAACCCAGAGCGGCGCACCUGCAGAGGGGGUGGCAGACCAGGCUCCUCUGGUGUCAGUUAGGUUUCAGAAGGACCCACACCGAAAACUAAAAUACCUGGAGUCAGAACCUAAAGCAUUAGGGGUGACUCAGAUAACCCUCAGUGUUUUUCAGAUCGUCUCCUUCAGUUUCCUGUCGGCUAUCGAUUUUGUUCAUUUGCCUUCCAAUCUUUUUAAUAUUAUCGGAUCUGUGGUGGUGAUGGUAGCUGGUGUUUUGGCCUUGGCAGCUCAGAACCUAGUACUUCCCACUCUGAAGGCCUGCCUGGGAAUACAGGUGUUGGCUUCUGUGGUCUCCGUAUUCAACUUCCUCGAAAUGUCAACCUUUUCAGAAGGCAACGGUGACUUGCAAUGUUGGGAAUAUGUUUAUAUCAUGACUGAACGAAAUUCUACGGCAGACUAUAGCAAAACGUGCCACACCAUUGGAGAAGCUGUCUCACAUUACCAAGCUACUGGUAUUCUGAUCCAUGCUGUCUCGUUGGCUAUCUCUGUCACCCUGGCUGCCUACUGCUGCAAGGUUAUCAACUGCUGCUCACCCACAUCCAGGAUGCCGGUGAUCACUGUCCAAGCCCCUCCCACACAGCAAUAGGAAAUGAAUCAAACGUCACCUAAAGCCAACCAACCAGCAAAAAAAUCAUCAUCUGUCACCCUCUGCACUACCAAUACUAAUUGUGAAAAUAAUUCAUGUCUGCAAAAGAUUUGACAUGGUAUACUUAAACCAGCUUGCAUUUUCUAUAUUUGGAUGUGUGUAUUACUGUAUAUUACAAUAAAACGGUAUGGUC
Messenger RNA from Osmerus eperlanus (European smelt), 1013 nucleotides. RefSeq lists its product as uncharacterized. The record is from RefSeq and is a predicted model, not a curated record. The coding region runs from base 149 to 820 and encodes 223 amino acids. The transcript is spliced from 7 exons. NCBI's taxonomy places the organism in Eukaryota, Metazoa, Chordata, Actinopteri, Osmeriformes, Osmeridae.